UAAUGACAACAACGACAGUGGUUAGCAUGUCGCUAGCAGACCAAGUCAUACAUUCAUUUUUAGACAUUUGAUAUUUGUCCACAGUGUUACGACGUACACCUACGUUUCAGUUAGCAGAGUGCUUUUGCCGUUAAUAUUACAGUUGUAAAAGCUGCGUACUUGUUGGGCUCUGUAGCUAACGUUAACGUUAGCUCGUUAGCUGAAGUUAUGAAUUUAGCUAACUAAUUUAGCUUAGAGCAACACAGUCUGCGUGAAACACACCUGUUCAAGGUCGAAGUAUGGCGGAUGACCCUCAGAGAAAUUUCCGCUCUGCAUAUUAUGAGAAAGUCGGCUUCAGAGGGGUGGAGGAGAAGAAAUCUCUGGAAAUACUGCUCAAGGAUAAUCCUCUUGAUCUAGAAAAGCUGAGCACCUUCAGUCAGAGGUUCCCCCUCCCCUCUAUGUACAGAAUUCAUGUGUGGAAAGUUUUGUUGGGCAUCCUACCUCCCCACAGUGACUCUCACACUCUGGUGGGAGGCUACAGGAAGGAGCAGUACCAGGACAUCCUGGAGGCUCUGGAGGUGAUGAGAUACAUCAACUCGUCCACACCCUCCACCCACGUCUACCUGCGCAUGUUCCAGCUGGAGAGCCAGGUGCUCCCACGGUGCUCUGAGACCUCUGCCCCGGAUGAAGAGAACGAUGACUUCCUCUCCAUCAGUCGAGCAAUGGAGGAGAUCGUAGACGAUCCUAUCGACUGCUAUUGGCUGAUCAAGUGUUUCGUUAAUCAGUUCCACACAAAGUUCGGAGACUCGGUACCCCACCUUCCGAAGAGCCUGGAGCAUUAUCUGAGUCAGGAGGAACCGCGGCUGCUGAACCAUCUGAAGAACACCGGAGCCCUGGCUCGGCUGCCCUACAGCCUCUGGUUCAGACGCUGCUUUGCUGGCUGCCUGCCAGAAUCAAGCCUGCAGAGGGUGUGGGACAAGGUGAUCAGCGGCUCCUGUAAGAUCCUGGUGUUUGUGGCCUUGGAGAUUCUGCUCAGCUAUAAAAUCAUAUUGAUGGGUAUCAACCGGCCUGAAGGCGUGGUCAAGUUUCUGUGCAAUAUACCACAGGAAAACACAGACGCCAUUGUGACUAAAGCCAUUGACUUGUGGCACAAAUAUUGUGGAACUCCAGUGCACGCUGUAUAGCUCCACAAAGCUCCACAAACGUCUGGGCUCAGAGUUGAGGUGCUUUGACAAGAUGAACCAGGAUUGGCUCUUAACUCCACUGAGAGACCAACAGACUGUGUCAGUGGGGAUUUGUCUCCGCAUGACUGAACUGAAAACUCAUCACAGGCUACUUCCAAUAAGCACGAGGACUUGGGAGCCAAUUUUCAUAUUGACAAGAAGGUUCCCAGCUUUCCCCCAAGAAUAUGAUGAACUAUCUGUGGAGAGGACUUGACCACAUGAACACUGUAAACAGCUGCAGUACACAGCGGAUGCACAGAGUCUGUUUGGAAAAAGGCAAGGAAGCAUAAACUUAUUUUUUUUAAUAAGUUUCUUUCUUUAAGAAACUGCAUACAUCAUAGAAGACUCACAAUAAAUUAAUACCCACAUGCAGUUUUUUCUGCUUUACAAAAAAACGUGAAAAGUCUCGCUUACUUUCUUUGCUAUGUACAAGUCUUAUAAUUCUGAGAACAUUUUUAAACAUACAAGAGACAGUAAUGUUACCGACGCUUGUACGUACACACACACUCACUCAGACACACAGUCAGAACACACACAACAGAUCAACCAGUUCUCCCAAUAAUAUGGUCAAAACUGCUAAUUCAUGAACCUAGUAUGGACUGUAAACAAUAAAAAACAAAAAGUAAGGUGGCAGGGUUUCAUAUUCUGUACCUCCAAAGGUUUGUCUCAGACAAUAAAAAAUGAAAUACAAAAAAA
Molecule: messenger RNA, 1898 nt
Organism: Epinephelus lanceolatus (giant grouper)
Lineage: Eukaryota; Metazoa; Chordata; Actinopteri; Perciformes; Serranidae
Gene: tbc1d7
Product: TBC1 domain family, member 7
Biological process (GO): negative regulation of TOR signaling; activation of GTPase activity
Molecular function (GO): GTPase activator activity
Source: RefSeq, a predicted model, not a curated record